GUGACUACAACCAAGUUAUGUCCAGUCCUUGUAGUGUCUCCAUGGUCAAGGUGGAGGAGUUUACGGAAACAUACGUCAGAGAUAGUAAAUACAAGGGCUCCUAUAAAGCCGACUGCUCUCUGACCACUAACAGAAACAUAAACACCCGACACAGAGGCAACCUGCAUGCUGUACAAAGAUGCGCGGACCAGUUACAGGAUGUUUGUUGCUGGUGUAUGUUGUUGCUCUUCUGGCUGAGCAGGCAGAGGGACACAUUGCCUUCUUCAGCCCUAAAGAAAUGAGAGAGCUCAGGGAAAAGGAGGGAAGGAAGGAUGCUGAUUCUAUGCGAGAUGGAGUUUUGACUGACGAGAUGUCUCCGGAAGAAGAUGGAGGAGAGUCAGCGCCUGUAGAAAUAGGGCUGAAGCUCACUGCUAAAAAAGGCCACAUUGGAUCUGCUUUCGGUAAGAUGCUGCAGAGCAUCGUAGAAGAGGUAGAGAAGGUGAAAUAAUACUGGGAUUUUCAUCUGUAUUCAGUGACAAUUGCAGACUGAUGAUUCAACAUUUGUUUCAAACAAGAAUGUUUUGUCUAUGAAUGUAAAAAAAUUCUAAAUAAAAUAAAAUUGCAUGGAAAUUCAGUUUCUUGUCAUAUAUAGGUGUUGUAACUCUUUAGACUCUUAAUUUGCCUCUAAAUUUAAAUGAUUAAAAACCUACGCUACCAGUCAAAAGU
Molecule: messenger RNA, 705 nt
Organism: Labeo rohita (rohu)
Lineage: Eukaryota; Metazoa; Chordata; Actinopteri; Cypriniformes; Cyprinidae
Gene: mlnl
Product: motilin-like
Exons: 5
Coding region: 179-487 (102 amino acids)
Source: RefSeq, a predicted model, not a curated record